Molecule: messenger RNA, 4402 nt
Organism: Asterias rubens (European starfish)
Lineage: Eukaryota; Metazoa; Echinodermata; Asteroidea; Forcipulatida; Asteriidae
Product: GRAM domain-containing protein 4-like
Exons: 18
Coding region: 461-2377 (638 amino acids)
Biological process (GO): negative regulation of toll-like receptor 9 signaling pathway; apoptotic process
Source: RefSeq, a predicted model, not a curated record
GGUUUCUAUCGAUGUGGGACCUGUGCGAGUUUUGGCUCAACCAAAAACUCGAUCUAUGCAAUUGUUUUGUCUCAAGGUGUGUAAUUGUUUUCACUAAAAUUAGCACACUAAAUAAGAUUUCUGCUAAGAAUUUUAGAAGAAUUUUCUGUGGAGAUGACAACGGAUGGAGGGUUGUCAGGUUGUGAGAGGCUCGCGGACCGGCCUGUGAACAGUAACUGUAGGUGCCAAUUAAUUUUGUGUAGCCUGAUAAGUCAAAGUACGGAGACAGUUCGAUGAUGCAGGGACUCUGCCCGGAGGCCAUGAAUCGUGGCGCUAUACAUAAACAUCAGCUGACAGCUAGUCAUGCUCCCAGUCUAGUCAAGUAAGAACGGCGUCUGAAUUAACGAAUCCUGAAGUCAGGAAAAAGAGUCAGACAGAGCAAAAAUUAUGCAGUAUCACUUUUGCCGAUUAAUGCUCUAAGAUGUCGGUAACUGGUCUCCGAGCUCACCUCCGGAAUAAAUUCCGUCCAGAGAAGCAAACACCGCCUGGGGAGCAUGAACAAGUGGUGAAGCAGACUGGUAGUCCAAACCUAUCUCGGACAUCUGACUACGUCGCUUCCUCAGGAUCGGAGGAUGUGAACUCCAGUAUCGAGGAUCUGUCGGCGGACUAUAAUUUGGAUGGCGGGAGUCUGCCUUCGACAGCUGGGAGAAAGUUGUCCGAUAGGAGAAAGGAAAGAGAUUCCGGCAACCAGCUCUCCUCAUCGGAUGGGAAUCGUCGGAGGAGUUCAUCUUCGGCUGUCUCCAAGAUGAGCGCAUGGGAUGGGACAGAGAAAGAAAUUUAUGAAACUCAGCUGAGAACACUUCAAGAACAGCUGGUAGACUCCAUGAUUGAAAAUCAGACGCUCGCUGGGGAGUUAAAGAAAUUCAAGUCUAACAGUGACAUGACUCGCCUCCUUCAGAUGCUAGACCAGGAGAAAGACAAGUCGGAGAAACUCGGCCAGGAAUGUGAAGAGUUGCAUCAGCAGCUGGAAAACGUGGAAAGGAGGAGCUAUAGUCUGGAAGAAUCUCCAUCUUCUGUGGAGCUGGCAGAGGAAGCUGACACGACUGACUUUCCUACCAUCUUGGAUACAAAGUCAUCAAGGGUGUAUCGAUUGCAAGAGUGGUUGACCAACAAGGUCUAUGAGGUGAUUGCAGACUUCACAGAGGAACCUGAUGAUGAGAAGACGGGAGAGAAUGGCGAGGGAGAGGAGCUAGCUGUCAAAAAAUUGAAGGCAAACAUCAAGAGAUUUAAGGCAGGUUACCAGCCAAUUGUGCAGUGGUUCAAGGCCAUUGAUAGCUUAUUCAACUGGAAAUCAAUACCAGGAACAUUCUUGGCAUUUGCUUUGUACAUGUAUGCCAUCAGUAGAGGCUGGCUCAUUACAUUAGUGUUUGGACUUGCUCUCUGGCAUCUAACCAAGAUGUAUCUCAUCUCAAAAGGAUUUGAUAUCAAGUUCUCCCUUCUGCCCUAUCCAGAGGAAGAGGAGAAGAGUGAAGUAGACAAACAGCUUGGACUCUCCGACAAGUUUCAACUUGUUUUAUUUGUGGCAAGAAGAGUUCAGAAUUACAUGGGCACGAUAGCCGAUGGCCUAGAGAAACUACAGAAUUUGUUAUCAUGGGGUAGUCCCGAAGCAACUCAGAAACUGUACACUGGUUUACUGUGUGCAUUCAUGGUAUCUAUUAUCCUUCCGGUUGAAUGGUUCCUCAUCAGUGCAGGAAUGUACAUGGGAUUCAAGAUAUUCAUCACCAACAACAUUUUCCGUAAAUUCCCUCGAGUGAAGGCCAAGUACGACAGUGCCUACAUCUUGUGGCAGUCUCUCCCAACUAACUGGCAGAAAGAUCGAAGACGAACCUUAGAGAAACGGAAGAAGUAUGUCAUUCCAUCAGUUGUUACUGAGACGAGCCAAACAGAGGGUCAUGAAGACUUCACUGCAAUGUUCUCACUACCUACUGAAGAGGUUCCACUGCCAGGUUGGCAUGCUGGUAAGCGAUGCACACAAAUCGUCCGAGAUAAAACGGUUUGCUUUAAAAAUGGCAGGCUCUACUUGACAAGAAGCUUCCUGUGCUUCGAAAGAGCAAGAAAGAACAUGGAAAAAACGAUUGUUAUCCCACUAGCAGAUAUCAUCAAAAUUGAAAAGGCAAAGCCAUUUUUCCUUCUUCCUGGCCAUGGGAUGUCCAUCGAGAUCCAAGUUGCCCUGGAGGACAAACCCUUCGUCUUCGGAGCGAUCUUGAACAGGGAUGAGGUCUUCGCUGUCAUCUUGAGACAGGUUUGCUCCGUCCGAGAUCUGAAGAUGAGGGAGAAUGUGGCCGACAGUGAGCCAGUUAACGUCAACCGAACAGCAAGUGCAAGUGGUGACCAAUAGGAGCCAGUCAAUCAAGGAGAUUCCUAGAUUUUAUUACUACACUGGAGUUUUUUGAGGGGGGGGGGGGUCUGCACGAUGGAGCUUGCAAGGGCCAUGUUGCACGAGGCAAUUUACAGGCAAUCAGUUCCAGGCAAUCUCAAAGAAGAGAAUCCAUUCACACUUAAUAUAUGUUCUCAUAAUUUUGUUGGGAAUCAUGAGACAUUGUUUGAACAACUACUCGUGUGCUACUAAAGUGGUCCUGUAGCAUGCACUGCAGUUGGCUGCCUCCAAGUUGCUUGAAAAGUUGCCUUGUGUGACAAAGGCCCCAAUGGUGAAUGUUUGGGCAUUUUUACAGGUAAUCAGUUUGUGGUUAAAUUUGUUUCAUUGAUAGGAAAUUUCAGACUUUGAUAUAUGGAGUCAGACUUGUUUGUGUCUGCUUUGGGGAGAAAAACUAUAAUUUAUGUGAUUUUCUUCAAAUUUGAAGGGAUCCUGUUCUUUGGUAUACUUCUCCAGUGUCAAGGUUUCAAGACGCUCCUUGGAAUAUUUAACUCAAGGGUGGAAAUGCCAAGAUGUCAACAUACUAAUCCCAUAGUUUUGAGACUAAUUUCAGGUCUUUUUUUUGUCAGCAGUGACUCUCCCCUUGUUAUUUGUUUUGAGGAUUUGUUCUCUCUCUUCUCUGUCACGAAUGAGAAGAGUGAUCAAGGGCCAUUCAGAAUAAUCAAUGUUUACAAAUAUCAACCUUUUAUCAAAACUGAUGGUGGGCGGGACACAUGAUCAAUGUUUGAAAAAAAAGAACUUUGUUCGGAAUGUCCUUGUACCCUUUUAUGCAUGCAGUGAACCAUCAACCUUUAUAACCAAGCAAAGUGCUGUGUAGUUGCUAUUAAAUCGUCAUCUUUUUCUACUCUAUAGUGAAGGCUCUAUAUUUUUGGACCAAUAUUUCCAUAAGAUGCACCUUGUUAUGAAUUGUUGCGCAUCUCUUUGAAAUAUUUUUAAAUUUGGUUUCUUAUCAAUGUUUCCUAAGCACCCUUUUAGUUUGCAAUAAUUUUGUCUAGAACUAGAGAAAUGAUAAUACAAUAGACUCAGAAUGCUUCAUCUUACAGACCAAGGGCAAGAAAGCAAGCCAAAAUUUUAAUCAAAUCCAACAAAUAAAAUAAUUUUCUUCUGAGCCAGAUAUCUGUAUCUAUUGGAAAACUUGGAUUUUUUUAAUUAUUAUUCCUCAUGUUAAAUGAGGUAGGUUAAAGAAAAUGUCUACUAAAAAAAUGACGUCUUUAGAGGAUUUUGCGGAACAGUACUACGAUAUGUCGCCGUUAAUCUAAGUUUUACUACUUGAUAAACUCAAAACAAAUGUGAACUUAUUUUGUUUUUAUUUGUAAAUAAGAGUAUUGUGAAUAUAAGUGAAGAAGCCUUUUCAAAAUUUAGUUCAUAAGAAUUUACUUUUCAGGUAUAAAAAAAAACCUCUGGGGUAAUAAUUGACCCGGAUUGCUUGUGCAGGCUGACGCAGAAUGCUCUGAUUCCGCGUCAGUUUGACCCUUUCACAGGUCAUUAUGAUUUGUAUGAUGCCUAUUUUGGUCAGCCUGAUCCAGAAAUGGGUCAGGCUUAACAGAUCCUAGGAUUUUGAUGCGGGAGGUUUUAGUGUGCAUAGUUUUGUUUUGUCUCAAUGCCUGUCGUUGUAUCAUGUCAUUAAGAGUUUGACUCAUACGAAGCAAAGAAGCAAAACAUUUUAGUUUGGGGAAUUAUAGAAUUAAUAUUCACUGUGACAAGGUACAAGGUUUGUAUUGUUUACAUACUAAACAUCCGAUUGUAUGACACUCGCAUAUCGAUAGGGGGAAAAUCUUCAGAUGAACCCCGUGGGGGUUGUACAGAAACAAUAUUUGACGUCCAAACCGGAAACAUAACAAGACUAUCUUUACUAUGCUUUGAUAGGCCAUGAACGUCAUAAUACAAGGACUUUUCUCGCGUGAUAGCCACGGAUGAGACAUUAAAGGAACACGUUGCCUUGGAUCGGUCGAGUUGGUCUUUGAAAAGCGUUUGUAACCGUUUGUUAUA